Molecule: messenger RNA, 1697 nt
Organism: Lampris incognitus (smalleye Pacific opah)
Lineage: Eukaryota; Metazoa; Chordata; Actinopteri; Lampriformes; Lampridae
Gene: trmt5
Product: tRNA methyltransferase 5
Exons: 4
Coding region: 151-1623 (490 amino acids)
Biological process (GO): mitochondrial tRNA methylation; tRNA N1-guanine methylation
Cellular component (GO): cytoplasm; mitochondrial matrix
Source: RefSeq, a predicted model, not a curated record
UUUAACUUGGAUUUUUUUUUAUAUCCUUCUCGAAAAUAAUAGUAGUAUAGUAAACAGUGAAAUAGAAAUAUGUUAUUCCGUGUGCGUUGAGCUUAUGCUCUGCACGCAAAUACGAAGUAUUUUUUGAUCCCUUGUGCCAGACGAUCGCCAAUGACAACGUGUUAUCGUUUCAGGAUUUUUCCAAGAGUCUUCACAUUUCCGCAAACUCAAAGAAAGGUGAAAAUCUCUGCGGUGCGACGGAUAUUUUGUUCUGCAGCAUCACGUACAGCUGCAGUCUUCCCUGUUUCCAUGUUAAAGCGUAUCGCCGUGUCACCGCACACUGAGAUGGAGCCUCAGCUCUACAGAGCCCCUCCAGGGGUCCGGGGCAUGACCAGCCUAGAUCGAGAAGCCUUCGCCCGGGCAAUUGUUGUUCCGGCGUUACGUGUACCAAAAGCAGUUUUAUACAAAGCAUUGAAAAGCCUGAAGAAGUCAACCAUCCAACGUCCGGGUAUGCCAAGAGUAGUACAGGACGAAGAGAGCGGCAACGAUACAGAUGACUUUCGUUUGGUGCUGUUGGACCCUAAUAGAGUGUCUUCGCCAAGUUCCUUCAGUGAAGCCGAGGCAGAGGCCCUGCUAUCAUUGGAUAUUCCUCAAAACAUCCAGUACUAUGAGCUACGCCUGACCUAUGACAACCUGAAGCCCGAGGAGGUUCUCGGAGCUGUGCUGCCUGAGGGCCAAGACGUUACCUCAGGGUUCAGUCGGGUGGGGCAUAUUGUACACAUGAACCUACGGGACCACCAGCUCCCCUACAAAAACCUUAUAGGCCAAGUCAUAAUGGACAAAAAUCCUGGUGUGACAUGUGUGGUCAAUAAGACGAGCAUCAUCGACUCAACUUACCGCAACUUUAAGAUGGAAACGAUCGCUGGAGAGGAGAAUAUGGUGGCUAAAGUGAAAGAGAAUGGGGUGACCUACGAGUUUGAUUUCUCUCGUGUUUACUGGAACCCCAGGCUGAGCACAGAACACCAGCGUGUAGUACAACUUUUCAAACAUGGUGACACCGCAUUUGAUGUGUUCGCUGGUGUGGGACCCUUUGCUAUCCCAGCUGCCCGCUGUGGUGUAAAUGUUCUGGCCAAUGAUCUCAACCCAGAGUCCUACCGUUGGUUACAGCACAACGGCAAACUGAACAAGGUGGACAGCAAAGUCCGAACCUUUAAUUUGGAUGGCAGAGCCUUCAUCCAGGGACCUAUAAGGCAGGAGCUGCCUGCCUUGCUUAAGGGAAAAGCAGGUGUUCAUGUGGUUAUGAACCUGCCUGCCUUGGCUCUAGAGUUCCUUGAUGCUUUCCGAGGCCUCCUGGACCAGGAGCUCUCCUGUGACAAGAACCUGCCCAUUGUGCACUGUUACGGGUUCUCUAAAGAUGACAACCCACAGAAGGACAUGGUUGAAAGGGCCUCCAGCAGCCUUGGCUUCCCUCUGGAGGGGCGAUGCUCUGUGCAUUUUGUGCGUAAUGUGGCACCAAACAAGAACAUGAUGUGUGUGAGAUUCACACUUCCCAAAGAGAUAUUGUUCCACAGUGAGACUGAACAGACAGAGCCUUCAGAGGAACCAGCCCUAAAGAGACAGAAGUGUGAAGUGACAACUGAAUAGUUCUUAUCACAUCCUUAUGGUAUCAAGACGAAUACCAAUGCCUUUGAGCUGGACUUUUUUUUUUUUACAAACUU